AUGGUCACUACCGAGCCACCAGUAGGCUACCACUAUCAACCAAACUACAGUAAUAAUAUGAUCCCACAACCCACCAAUACAUAUUUACCACCUAAAACAGGAUUCGGUUUACCAAACAGUUAUUUACCGCCUAACUCGUUCACCGGCAAUGGUAACUAUGACCACGGACAAAAUGACCACGAUAUUGAGGUAAGUGAAAUAAGUUAA
Messenger RNA from Danaus chrysippus (African queen), 207 nucleotides. The record is from the annotation of a GenBank genome assembly. NCBI's taxonomy places the organism in Eukaryota, Metazoa, Arthropoda, Insecta, Lepidoptera, Nymphalidae.